UAGCGUUUCGUAUACCAAUCAGUUGUCAGUUCGCAUCCAACUAGAAAGCAGUUAACGAGCAGAGUCCGUUGCGUUUGCGGUUAAAAGCCACGAGGUCGUUGAGCGUUUAGCGCGCUACUUAACCCCAACGUCACCAAAUUUACCCGAGCCCUGCCCAAACCGUAUGAUCACGUGUUCUCCCUCUCCCCCGUUUCUAAAUAAGUGCUGAACGAAAAAUGUGAUAAAACAAGUCUUGUAAAAUUCAAAAUCAAAACAUUUACAAAGUGAAAAAACUCAAGCAGCCGCCCACAAAACAACAACAACAACAACAACAGUUGUAUGUAUGUAGAAUCGAGCGUGUGAGCAAGAAAUCAUGCGAGUUAGCCUAAAAACAGAGCUAAAUAAUAAUUAAUACAAAAAACCUGCACAAGUUUUGCUCAAAACAGCACAACAUAAAUAUCGUACUACGUGUAAUCAAUACAUACACAUGAAUACCCUAUAAAAAGACAACCACAACAAGUGAAUAAAAGCAAAGCAAAGCAAAACAAAACAAAAACUACGUAAAAAUUAAUAAAUAAGUGCAAAACUUGUCAAAAUAAAGGAAACAAACACACAACUUUAACAAGGAGCAAGAACAACGACAACACACAGCAAAAACCUUUUCAUAAAUUUCCAAUUGGAAUUACACAGCUUUGAGUUUUGGAGCGAGCUGACGAAAGCUUUAAAGCUGCAACUCCAUAACGAACUGUUUGCCAUCAUGGACGGCUUUGCACAAGACUGGCCCAAUCUGCCCAGAUCAGACAAUGGACUACAAAUGGAUCAGCUGGUGGGUGAGCUGCAUGGUGAUGCCGGCUUUGAGCCACAAACACGAGCCCGCUCAAACACUUGGCCAUGUCCGCGUCCCGAAAACUUUGUGGAACCCGUCGAUGAGUUGGACAGCACAAAGGCCAGCAAUCAACAGCUAGCACCUGGUGAUUCACAGCAGGCCAUACAGAAUGCCAAUGCGGCCAAAAAGAACUCAUCCCGUCGCAAUGCAUGGGGAAAUCUAUCCUAUGCCGAUCUCAUAACGCACGCCAUCGGUUCUGCCACCGACAAGAGGUUGACACUGAGCCAAAUCUACGAGUGGAUGGUUCAGAAUGUGCCAUACUUUAAGGAUAAAGGCGACUCGAAUAGCAGUGCCGGCUGGAAGAACUCCAUACGGCACAAUCUAUCGCUGCACAAUCGUUUCAUGCGCGUUCAGAACGAAGGCACCGGCAAAUCAUCAUGGUGGAUGCUCAAUCCGGAGGCGAAGCCUGGUAAGUCGGUGCGUCGUCGUGCCGCCUCCAUGGAAACAUCGCGCUACGAGAAGCGACGUGGACGGGCCAAAAAGCGUGUCGAGGCACUGCGUCAGGCCGGAGUUGUUGGUCUCAAUGAUGCAACACCAUCGCCCAGCAGCAGUGUCAGCGAAGGCUUGGAUCACUUUCCAGAGAGUCCGCUGCACAGCGGCGGGUUCCAACUGUCGCCAGAUUUUCGUCAACGCGCCUCAUCAAAUGCCAGUUCCUGCGGACGUUUAAGUCCGAUCCGUGCUUUGGAUCUCGAACCCGAUUGGGGCUUUCCGGUCGACUAUCAGAAUACGAAAAUGACACAGGCGCAGGCGCAGGCACUCGAUCAGUUGGCCGGCUCCAUGGCGGAUGAGCUGAAGCUCCACGAUAUGUUGCAGCAGCAAGGGUUCAGUGCAGCAUCUGGUCCCCCACCACCGUAUCAGGCACCUCAGCAGCCGCAGCUGCCACAAGGCUACACGCUCAAUGGACCCGUCUCCGCGUCCGGCUUUCCAACGCUGCAGCCGCAUCCUCAGCCCCAGUGUCUGUUGCAUCGCUCCCUCAACUGUGGCUGCCUGCACAGUGCGCGAGAUGGACUCUCGCCGAAUUCAGUAACCACCACAAUGUCGCCUGCGUAUCCCAAUAGCGAACCCUCGUCAGAUUCCCUCAACACAUACAGCAAUGUCCUGCUGGAUGCUGCCUCCGAUAAUGCGGCACUCCUUGUGCAACAGCAACGGCAACAACAGCAAUUACACCAGCAGCAACAGCAGCAGCAGCAACAACAACAGUUGAGCUCCGUCUUAGAUGGACAAUGCCUGGAGGCGCUCAACAAUGAGUCGCAGCAGAUUGACGAAUUUAACCUGGAGAACUUUCAGGGCGAUCUCACGUGCAAUGUGGAGGAGCUGUUGCAGCAGGAGAUGAGAUACGAUGGUGUGCUGGACAUCAACAUACCGCUGGCCACAGUCAGCACGAAUGCUACCAAUGUGAUCUUAACAAACAAUAGUACAAACAGCAGCAGCAAUGCCGGUGGCAAUGUUGGUGUUACAACCACAACCAACAGCAGCGCGUUGCAGGCACAAUUGCUUUUACAGCAGCAACAACAACAGCAGCAGCAGCAGCAACAACAACAGCAGCAUCAGCAGCAGCAUCAGCAGCAGCAACAGUUGCUGUUGAGUAACAAUAACAACAGCUUGGAUUUGGCAACUCAAACGGCAACUGCCAAUCUGAAUGCACGUGUACAGUACUCACAGCCCAGUGUGGUCAACUCGUCGCCCUCCUGGGUGCACUAGAUCCACCUGCAGAUGCAGAGCCACAUCUCGACUAAGAUGAUAGUUAAUAGAUUGUGUUGUCGUUGCCAAGACGUGGCCGGAAGCUGUAGCGGAUGCCGUACAACGAUAAGCAUAAGGAUGAGCAUAACAAGCAGGAGCAGGAUAAAGAUGUAGAGGAGACGAAGGAUGAUGAGGUGAAGGAGGAGCUGCUGCUGCUGCUGCUGCUGCAGCUGGCCGCCACAACAGUUUACAAAGAUUUAUCUGGUCGCUUCUAAUUAAAAUACACACACACACAAACACGCGUACAUAUACACAUAAACAUAUACACAUACACAUACUUAUAGCAUAUUUAGAAAUGCGUUAACUUAAUUGCAUAUACAAAGUAAUAACCAAUGUUUAGCGCUUAAAAUUAGUUGAAUUCUCUCUGUGCAUUGAUAACAUAAAAAAACAUGAACUGAAACUUCUUUGAAAGGAGUUCCAAUCAAACAACAACAACAACUACAAUAAAAACAACAACAACAACAACAGUAAUAGUAACAACAACAAAUAUUGCUAGUUUGUAAGUCAUACUUUGUACAUAUUAAUUUUAAAAACCUUAGCAUAAAGUGAACCACAAAUAAGAAAGCGUAAAACGUAAAAAAUAAAUGUUUCAACCUAAAGAAAAGAAAGAAAA
Molecule: messenger RNA, 3218 nt
Organism: Drosophila innubila
Lineage: Eukaryota; Metazoa; Arthropoda; Insecta; Diptera; Drosophilidae
Gene: foxo
Product: forkhead box protein O
Exons: 11
Coding region: 737-2566 (609 amino acids)
Biological process (GO): regulation of transcription by RNA polymerase II
Cellular component (GO): nucleus
Molecular function (GO): DNA-binding transcription factor activity, RNA polymerase II-specific; RNA polymerase II cis-regulatory region sequence-specific DNA binding
Source: RefSeq, a predicted model, not a curated record